Messenger RNA from Lagopus leucura (white-tailed ptarmigan), 3861 nucleotides. Its product is annotated as PHD finger protein 7-like. The record is from RefSeq and is a predicted model, not a curated record. Gene Ontology annotation, cellular component: nucleus. The transcript has 9 exons. Lineage: Eukaryota; Metazoa; Chordata; Aves; Galliformes; Phasianidae. Bases 2145 to 3779 code for a protein of 544 amino acids.
CAUUGCUUUUCCAGCAAAUAUCUGGAUAAUUGAAGUCCCCCAUAAGCACCAGCGCCUGGGAUCGUGACGCUGCUUCCAGUUGCUUGUGGAAGGUCUCAUCAACCUCCUCCUCCUGAUCGGGGGGCCUGUAGCACACUCCCACAACAGUGUCAGCCAUACCAGCCUGCCCCUUGAUUCUCAUCCACAAGCUCUCCACUGAAAUAGGUAUAAGAUGGUUCCCUUGGCUUAAGAGGCCGAUAGGGCCUCUUAAUUAGUAAUUAGUGUGAGGUGAUAAGGCAUUCACGUGGUAGGUGUAGUACAGAGGAUCGCACUGGACACUUUCAUAGCUUAAAUUCAUUAAUAGAGUAUUGCACUUCAACGUUUUGGGGUUGCAUGUAACUUCUGCCUGUCUCAUUAGCUGAUAUGUUAAUGCUGAUACAAUUCUGCUUCAGUUUUGGCAGAGGAUGCACGGCUCAGCGCUGUUAAGAGAGCUCCCAAAAUGCUCGAACUGGAGUUGUCCAGGGGCAGAGCAGAGCGGCGGUUCAGGGCAGUAAUUUCAAUAGCUAUUCCCAUAACAAAACUCAAUGCUACCUAACAGUUACUUCAGUGCUUUGCAGAACACUGCAGAUUACAAAAUGUCCACGUGUGUAUGUUGUUAAUGGAUAGAGCCAUUUGGGAUUUGGUAUUGCAGCAGAGCUCCCUGUUUUUCUCUGUUUUGGUUGAAUCUCCCUACACAAGUGUGCUUCAAAAUAAAUAGUUCAAAAAACAACUGAAAUGGGAGUGAGCAGCUUUCUUGUCUCAUGACUUAGAAGAGAUUGCUUCCUUUUCAGCAACAAUCCAUGGAGAAACUCUUAAGUAUAAAUUUGCUUUGUUUCUCCACUGUUAACACUUCGGGUUGAGUAGGUCCGUUUAUCUUGCCCAAAGCAAUCUGUGCACUGAGCCCAGAAACUUGUUCCUGGGCAAGGAGGUUUGUCUUUUUUGAAGUGGACAUGGCAUAUAUGUAUGAUAGAUGAGAAUUCCACAUUCUUCUUCCAUGUCCAGAACAGGAGUCACCUUGGAAUGUGCUGAAUUCAAGUAUCUGCGAUGAUGCCUUUUCAUCAGCAUGGCUGACUUUGUCUCAUCAGUUUCUUCUAUAAUCUGAAAUGGCAAUUUCCAGGCAGGUCUUACAAGCUUCUUCCAAGCAGUUAACUGCAAUCAGGUUUACUUUUAGAUUUGAGCUUUACAUCUGUAAGGUUAUAUGGUGGACUGGAGCAUAAGGAGCUAGGAAGUCCCUCUUCAAAGCUUUCCUCUGGUGCUCAUAGGUAAGAGCAACUUUUUCAGCUGCUUUUAUUCUCCAGAGCUUCUGGAUUGUUAUCUCCCACGGACUUCUUUCCCUCUUACUGUGGAAGUGUGGCUACUGGCGUUUAGUAGCUCUCCUUGUGUUGCUCUGGGAGCACAGAUCACCCUUCAGUUCAUGGUCAGCAUGCUGGAAGGUGAGACUAGAGCUGGUCACAGUGAAAAGCACCUGGCAGUAUGAGGAGGGGCAUUGCUGUUCUGCAGCUGUGGUUACUUGCCCCACUUCUUAGCAGUACAUGCUCCCGGUGCUUCACGUGCUGUUACGGUGUGGAAUACUGAAAACAAAAAUCAUACAACCAGGACAGUGGCAAAACCACAAUCUAGUAAUGGAAACAUGUAAACACUUGAUUGGGAUACUGAUGGAGCCACAGGCCCGGCAGCACUCAGGUGGGGCCAGGAGGGUGCACGUGACACCCAGUGCCUUCAGCAGCACCAACACGCCGGGCUCCAGCGGGGCUGCGUCCGGCACCGGGCCCCUCGCCCUGCGCUGGCUGCAAGAGCCGCCGCCCUGCUGCCUGGGUGCCCUCAGCCCCUGUGAGGUGUGAUGGCGUCACAGAGGGUGGCACGGAACGGCCAUUGUGACACGCGGGGUGCGGAACAGAGCUGAGGCUGCGGGGCUCAGGCCGAGCUCAGUGCGACCUGGUGAGGUGAGCAGGGAGGAAGGGGCUGCCUGAAGCUGCCCAGGGAGGAAGGUUCCCCAGCGCUCAGGGGCCUGAGCUGAGAACUCAGCCUCGUCCCGCUUCUCCCAUAGGUUGGCACGCGGAAGACGAAGCCCAGAACUGCUGGGACAGAGAUUCUGUUAGUGCUUGUCAUCAACACACACAGUGUCCAUGGAGACAAAGGAGGCUGCCGGCUUGAUGGAGCCAGCAUGCGUGCUGUGUGGCCGAGUGGAUGAGGAUUCGAGCAUCCUUGGGCGCAAAGAAGAGAACGGUGGAUUCUAUUACCAUACUUUUUGUGCGGUAUUUGCCAAUGGUCUUCGUGAACGUUCGGAAGACAUAUUUUACAGACGUUUUCACACAGAAGAUCUGGUACGCACCAUGAGGCAGGCAGAACAGAUGCUCUGCUUCGUUUGUGGCAAUCUGGGAGCCAGCAUCACCUGCGCAGAUCCAGGCUGCGACCGCAGCUUCCAUCUCCCCUGCGCCUUGGAGGGUGAAUGCGUCACCCAGUACACUGGAGAGUUCAGGUCCUUCUGCUGGGAGCACCGCCCACAUCAGGCAGUGGAGGCAGCACCUGUGCAGGACACGACCUGCAUCAUCUGCAUGGACCCUGUGGGGGACGGCAGGUCAUACAGCACCAUGGUGUGCCCGGCCUGCCGACACGCCUGGUUCCACCGGGUCUGCAUCCAGGAACAGGCUCUGCACGCAGGGUUUUAUUACUUCCGGUGCCCCCUCUGCAGAGACGACAUCAAGUUUAUUCCAAACAUGUUCUUUAUGGGGAUCCGAAUCCCAGGCAGAAGACCAACAUGGGAGGGCAACAACGCCUACGCAUCUCUACGCGAGAGGCACAGGAGAUGCGAUGCCAGUGACUGCUGUUACCCACGCGGCAGGGAGCACGCAGAGAGAGAGGGGCCCUGGCAGCUGCUCCUCUGCAGCUCCUGUGCUGCGCAAGGCACUCAUCGGCGCUGUUCCAACUUGAGUCAGAGCACAGCUAGCUGGGAGUGCAACGCCUGUGCUGGAGAGGGCACCGCCUCCGGCAGCAACUCAGAUCUUCCUGGCUACAGCACCAUCAGCCAGCAGGAAAUGGAGCCAUCCCAAGGCUCUGCGACACCAGAGAGGAGCAGCUCCAGCACCACCAGCCAGGCACCACUGGGGCCAGCUGACUGUUCCCGCGUGCCUGAGAGCGGCGGCCUGUCCAGGCAGCGCAGGACAGACCGGAGGAGAAUCCGCCCACGUCUACACCGGGAUGAAAAUGGCUUUAAUGAGCCCCAGGAACACCGUGGGAGCAGCCAUAAUGCUGCCCCAAUUGCCGGGAGCAGCGCCCUAAACUCUGCCAGCCAGGGGACAUCAGAGUCCUCAAGGAACUCCCCUGCAGUUGGCUACAACCUCCGGUGCAGACAGGGGCAGCGGGCCCAGACAAGAAGCCGCUCUCCCUUGCAGCACCGGGCCCCAGAUUCUCCAAGCCAGCCCCGAAGACGCCAAACACGUGGGAGCAGGCAGGCACCAACCCAAAGUGCUGAGAGCGGCACCAACAGAUGCACAAGACGGGGAGCACCGCGGUCCUCAAGGGCUUCCACAGCAGCGGAUGGAAGCCGGUCCAGACAGCCAGGGUGGGCCCGGACUCGAAGCCGCUCCCCUCUUGAACAUCGGGCUGCAGAGACCCCCAGCCAGCCCCGAAGAUGCCACAGGAGCCGCUCCAGGCGGCGAGGACCAGCCCGGGGGCGAAGCCGCUCCCGGGUACCAGCCCGGGGGCGAAGCCGCUCCCGGGUACCACGCUGGGCCCCGAACAUCAACAGCCAGCCCCAAUGAUGUCGCAGGAGCAGCCAUGUGCAAGCUCCAAUUGUAUCCAAAGUCAUCAUAGUCCAUCACAAUAAAACUGAGAGUUCCAUCA